Molecule: messenger RNA, 3192 nt
Organism: Lachancea fermentati
Lineage: Eukaryota; Fungi; Ascomycota; Saccharomycetes; Saccharomycetales; Saccharomycetaceae
Source: the annotation of a GenBank genome assembly
AUGGGUGUUCACGCCUUAUGGGACGUUGUUGGCCCCACUGCUAAGCCCGUGCGCCUGGAAUCGCUCUCCGAUAAGCGCCUUGCCGUGGAUGCCUCCAUCUGGAUAUACCAGUUUCUCAAAGCCGUGCGUGACAAAGAGGGCAAUGCCAUGCGCUACUCGCAUGUUGUCGGCUUCUUCCGUCGUAUUUGCAAACUGCUCUACUUCGGUAUCAAGCCCGUAUUUGUAUUUGACGGUGGCGCGCCCGUACUCAAGCGCCGCACCAUCCAACAACGCAAGGAGCGCCGCCAAGGCAGGCGCGAUAACGCCGCUAGCACGGCGCGCAAACUGUUAGCGUUGCAAUUACACAAUCGCAACUCUCGCUCUGAAACCAAUGCGCCGGCCGCAUCGAAGGUUUCCCCAUCCCCAUCAGCCACAGCCGCCUCCAGCUCCGAACCUUAUCUUUUCAAGCCCAACGACGAGUACCAUCUGCCACAGAUACCCGGUUUUAAGUAUGAUAAAGACGACGCUCGUGUUAACACAGAAGAUGCGGAUUUCAAGACUGUCCUGGAAAACAUGGACGAGCUCGACGGCAUAGACCUCGAUUCCAUCAACCCGGCCUCCAAAGAGUUUGAUGAAUUGCCAAAAUCUACCCAAUACAUGAUUUUAUCUGCUUUGCGACUCAAGUCACGUCUGAGAAUGGGUUACUCGAAGGAACAACUUGAAAAGAUAUUCCCGGACAGUAUGGAUUUCUCCAAGUUCCAAAUCGAUAUGGUGAAGAGACGCAAUUUCUUCACCCAAAAGCUCAUGAACAUCACCAAUAUGCACGAUGGGGGAGCCUCGAAGCUCGAUCAGGAAGUAAUACGGAGAGUUGAAGGCCAACGUGGUAAGCAAUACCAGCUCAUUAGAACUGAUAAUGGCUGGGCCCUCAGUCUUGAAGGUAACGAUGGCUCCGACCCGAACAAGGCGAUUUUACUGGACGGUCACAAUGGCCAAAACUCAAGUCCGCGUACUCAUGAUGAUGAUGAUGAUGAUGAUGAUGAUGAUGUAGAAUGGGAAGAAGUUGAGAUGACCCACGACACAAACGAAAAACCUACAGAUUAUUCAAUAAAAGCAUCAUUGCUACCGCACUUGGGGGAAGCUACACAAGCUGGAGGGGGGCAGUCCUUUUUGGAUAAAAGGUAUGAUACGUCAAUUCCAGAAGCACAUCAAAGAAAAGUAACGUAUGUCAGAGACACUGAACUUCUUGACGACGGCAAUGACGAUAGUGAUGACCUUCUGGAAUAUGAUAGAGAAAUUAGUAUCAUGGAAAAUCUGCAAAAAUCUAGGGCUGCAAACGCCAGGCAAACAUUUAUUGCAGAGAGUCGGCCUCACGUUGGAAUAGACGUAAAAAAUACGGCAAAAAUAACUGAGGAAUUGGUACCUACGGAUCAAGUCGAAAGCUCCCAUACAAGCGAAUCAACUUCGAUGGAGAAGGGCUCUCCCGGCAUUCAAGUUGAAAGGGCGAAUACGGAUAAACCAAUUUCUGUGAAUCAGCCUUCUACUGCGGAGCAGCCUUAUCUUGCUCUCCCACCUCAACAAUCUGCAUUACAAAAUCUUCCUGCCAACUCGGAAGACGUAGAAUCACCGCCUGCCGAAAUGAAUAAUCAUUCACCCAUAAGCUACAAAACUACCGGGCUUGUCACAACACAUAAUCCCAAAGAUUCGAUACCAGCUGAAGAAGUGACCUUUCCUACAGAAUCUGAACAAAACUUGCAACACAUUGUGAGCAAAAUACCUGAUUUCAAUUUUUCUGGUGAAUCAUUAUUGUUCAACAGGCAGGCACAACCACAGGAGGAGAGCUCCUCUACGAAAAACACAGGCAACGAUACCCAACAUCAGCAGCAUACUCCAGAAUGGUUUAAGACUACUUCCAUUUCUGCAUCCGCGCCUAAUUACAACCCUUAUAAUGUCAGCUCUUUUAUUACCGAUGCAACCGAUGACAAAAGAGAAUCUGCUCGAACCAAGGAUGAAACUUUGGGUUUGAUCUCGGGAUCAAUGGCUGAAGAACUCAUCAACGACCGUGCUCGUUCGCAAAAGCGUUCUCAUGAGAGUGAAUCAGAAGAUGACUUAGUUGAGAUAAUUUCUGAGAAUAAGCAGGUUACACCCAUCGAAUCCGAACCCGUAGCCCAAGAUCAAGCUCCAAGUAGUAAUGGGGACGAUAGCAAACAACGUAAGGAGAAUGUUCCAAAUAUCCCGAUUGUAGAUUAUGAUUUCUCUGAGGAUGAAGAAGACGCCUUAGUGGAGCAGUUAAGACAGGAAGAGCAAGAGUACAACUCUUUUAGAACUUCGCUAAAUCCUCAUGUUACAAAUGCUACCUUUCUUGAAGAAGAACUGACAGAGCAACAAAUGAAGGAAAAGAGAGAUUCCGACGAAGUUACCGCUGCCAUGGUCGCUGAAGUGCAGAGUCUUCUUUCAAAAUUCGGUAUACCCUAUGUGACGGCGCCAAUGGAAGCUGAAGCACAAUGUGCUGAAUUACUCACUUUGAGACUAGUUGAUGGAAUAAUUACCGACGAUAGUGAUAUUUUCCUUUUUGGUGGCGAUAAAGUGUAUAAGAACAUGUUUCAUGAAAAAAAUUACGUGGAGUUCUAUCAGGCCGGUGUUCUUGCAAAAGAGUUAGGCUUGGAUAGGGAUAAAUUCAUUGAACUCGCUCAACUUUUGGGAAGCGAUUACACCAACGGUGUAAAGGGAGUAGGACCCGUUUCUGCGAUGGAAAUCUUGGCAGAAUUUGGAAAUCUGGCUGCCUUUAGAGAUUGGUACAAUGAGGGUCAAUUCAAUACCAAAUUACAGAAGAAAGAGUCUACUUUUCAGAAGAAUCUCAGAAAACGCCUGGUAACAAAUGAGGUAAUCUUAGAUUCCGAUUUCCCAAGCGAAAUUGUUAGAGAGGCCUAUAUACGGCCCGAUGUAGACCAUGACACGACCAAAUUCGUUUGGGGAGUUCCUGAUCUAGACAUGUUAAGAGUUUAUCUUCAUUCAACAAUCGGAUGGCCGCAAGAAAAGUCAGAUGAGGUCUUGAUACCAUUAAUAAAAGAGAUCAACAAUAGGAAAAAAACCGGGACGCAAAAAACAUUGACAAGUUUUUUCCCCACAGAAUACAUUAAAGCCAGCAAAGACCUCAAAUUGAGUAAAAGAAUCAAAAACGCUAGUGGCAAGCUUAAAAAGCAGCGUACCGAAUAA